Molecule: messenger RNA, 792 nt
Organism: Suillus paluster
Lineage: Eukaryota; Fungi; Basidiomycota; Agaricomycetes; Boletales; Suillaceae
Exons: 11
Coding region: 1-792 (263 amino acids)
Source: RefSeq, a predicted model, not a curated record
AUGCUCUUUGGGGGCAAUAAGAUAGUCAGGGGGGAUCAUGAAGAGGUCAACCUACGGUGUACACGUUCUGGGUCGACUCCGAGCUUCAAGCUUCAAGAUGGACAGCCUGAUCCGGCCUCGCCACUACCACGAGUCAGGCUGAGCCCCCUUAAGACCACGGAGCGAUCACGAAAGGUUCACCCAGUUGCAAAGCAGUACAAAGAAGAGUCCUUAGGCAUGCAGCUGGACACGCGUAACAUUAAUAUCCUUUUUACGUGCAAAAGACAAUGUCCAAUCAAUGGCAGCCUCAUGGAGAAAGCAGAGUCAAUCACGAAGAUAUAUCAUGAUAAGAAGGCGAUCGCGAGGGAGGGCCACUUCGCCGCGUGCAUGAAAAAGUGCCACGUUGAAAGACGCAGCACAAGUUGCGAUGAACGCGAAGACGCACCGUCACUGAACGUUAGCAUAGUCAUCGCGAGCUGGGCUACUUCCCUACAUGAAACCAAAGUCACAUUCGAAGAUAAACUCGAAUGUCUCGCCUCACCUCUCGAAAUAAUAUCGAAGUCCCGAAUCGUGGGCGCUGGGUACCAAACAAGGUCGGAAAUUGUUUUACGGGGCAUAUGGACAUCGGACCAACAGCGGGUCUCGAGCAUCGAUAUCACUGGCGAGCCGUCCAGUGUUAACAACAUGCAGUCCACUGCGGUACUUAUAGAACAACAGCCAACGCUCUUCAGCUCAUUUGAACGUUGGCCUUCACUGGCAAGAAGGCCACCGGGUGACCGAAUGGACAUCGAGGGGCAGACAGCUCACAUUUAG